GGAGUUUCCACGACAGCUGGAAGCCGAGCGGCACGGGCGCAUCGCUUCUUUGCUAAAAUUAUCGGAAAUAACACGACUUCUGCUCGUCUCAGCACCUCCAGAUAAACCCUUGUCUGGCAUGGGCGACAAGAGGAGUCCCACAAGGCCGAAGCGUCAACCGAAGCCCUCCUCCGACGAGGGGUUUUGGGACUGCAGCGUGUGCACGUACAAGAACACGGCAGAAGCUUUUAAGUGCAUGAUGUGUGAUGUCAGGAAGGGGACAUCAACAAGGAAGCCCCGUCCCGUCUCCCAGCUCGUCUCGCAGCAGCAGGUAACGCAGCAGUUUGUGUUGCCCUCGCAGCCCAAAAAGGAGAAGAAGGAGAGAGUAGAGAGGGAGAAGAGCGACAGAGAGCCGGCGCUCAAGAAGAACAGUCACAAGAAGAUGAGGCCCAGAUUAAAAAACAUCGACCGGAGCAGUGCCCAGCACCUGGAGGUGACAGUUGGAGACCUGACAGUCGUCAUAACAGACUUUAAGGAGAAGGCCAAGCCCUCGUCCACCUCAGCUACAUCGUCCAGCGUCGCAUCCGCGGCUGACCACCACAACCAGAACGGCUCCAGCUCAGAGAACACAGAGAAGGGGCUUUCCCGCUCCUCCUCGCCACGAGGAGAGGGAAGCUCGGUCAGCGGAGAGUCCCACUGAGUCACCCCCACUCAAAACCUGCCCCCUGCCCCUGGCCCCGGCCCCCACCCACAUCUCAUCUGCAAGUCCACGGGUCGCUGGUGGAGCGUUCUGCCUCUGCUUUAGAGCUGCACAAUAAUGACUGAAAAACAUUUUUUUGUGCUUUCUUUCUUUUGGAUCUUCCAAAUUUCAAUUGGAAUUGUGGCCCAUUUAUCAGAGAAUGAGUUGCCAACACAUCAGAUUUAGCAAGUUUCAGUCAGUUUAAAGAUUCUCCACAGCACUGGAAUUCUGCAUUUAGAAAGCAAUAUGAAACACAUCUUGCUCCAUCUUUGAAGUUUUUAGUGAUCACCAAUUUCACUUGGACAUUUGGUGCAAUUGAAAGGAUCCCACACGCUGUCCAAAACUUGCUACUAGAAUAUUUACUAAGACAGCUUUAUUCUGACAAGGAACUUCUUCAGUUUGGACAAGCUUUAUGGUUUUGUACGGUUUCCUUCAGAUGCACCUGCCUGUCAAGUUUUCUUUUUUUAUAAAUAUUUUUGUUAAAUGAAAUGUGCAGCCCCACCCUUGACAUCAUCUUCAGUGGCCGGCAGAGUGACCUUUUCUACCCCCAUGUGGAAUUUUCAGCCUCCGUCUGGAAUCUUUACCUGCCUGUUAAACACCCAACCAUCCACUACACACUCUGUGUCCCUACACUGAAACUUUCAACUUCCCAGCAAACCUUUGCUCCUGUCCCAAUUACUCUGAUCUUUUACUUCUGGACUGCCUCUGCUGUAGUGGGACUUUUUUGACAAAGCAAAGCAGCAGUACUCGCACUGGCACCAUUUGGUGUUUUUGCGUAAUGUUUGGAGCAGGUUUGUGUAGUUCGGCUAAUGCUUGUUAUGGUUGUAUAAAGGAACCGGGCAGGUUUUGAUAAAAGUCCUUCUUUUAAAGAGUGCAGUAAGGUAUAGUAUAUUAUUUUAAAGGAUAACACCAGUGUUUUCUGUUUUCAGUUUGUGCCAAUAAUCUACCCCUGUUUUACGUUACUCCCAGUUUGUCUGCACACAGCCAAGUUAGAGAUACAGUCAGGGUUUUGUUAAAAACUUUGCAGCCUUUCAUUUUCUAUAGGAUAUAAACAUAAAUCACAACCCUGCAUUAAGUGAUAUUUUUGAUACAUAGAAUCAAAUCAGUUUUAGUAAUGUGUAAAGCCGAACAUAAUUACUAACUCUCCAGCUACAUGCAGCUUUUAGUUCAUUGUUUUGAUUUGGUUUGUUUUCACAUAGACCAACCAUAGCAAGCCAGUUCAGACAAGCUUUUGUUACAGUACCUGGCCAGUUGCAAUGGCAGAAGAUUGAAGUUAAUUAACUACUAGCUAACUAGCCAAGUACAGUACAAACCAGAGCUAAAAGUUUGGCCAAUACCAGCUACUAGCUAACUAUCUACUAGCCAAGUACAGUACAAACCAGAGCUAGAUGUUUGGUCAAUACCAGCUACUAGCUAACUAUCUACUAGCCAAGUACAGUACAAACCAGAGCUAGAUGUUUGGUCAAUACCAGCUACUAGCUAACUAUCUACUAGCCAAGUACAGUACAAACCAGAGCUAAAAGUUUGGCCAAUACCAGCUACUAGCUAACUAUCUACUAGCCAAGUACAGUACAAACCAGAGCUAGAUGUUUGGUCAAUACCAGCUACUAGCUAACUAUCUACUAGCCAAGUACAGUACAAACCAGAGCUAGAUGUUUGGUCAA
Micropterus dolomieu (smallmouth bass) is the source of this 2382-nucleotide messenger RNA. RefSeq names its product YY1 associated factor 2 (gene yaf2). The record is from RefSeq and is a predicted model, not a curated record. Bases 119 to 679 code for a protein of 186 amino acids. Gene Ontology annotation, molecular function: transcription coregulator activity; DNA binding. Gene Ontology annotation, biological process: positive regulation of DNA-templated transcription. Gene Ontology annotation, cellular component: nucleus. The transcript has 4 exons. NCBI's taxonomy places the organism in Eukaryota, Metazoa, Chordata, Actinopteri, Centrarchiformes, Centrarchidae.